Alnus glutinosa is the source of this 1245-nucleotide messenger RNA. RefSeq names its product GCN5-related N-acetyltransferase 7, chloroplastic. Gene Ontology annotation, cellular component: chloroplast. Gene Ontology annotation, molecular function: acyltransferase activity, transferring groups other than amino-acyl groups. Lineage: Eukaryota; Viridiplantae; Streptophyta; Magnoliopsida; Fagales; Betulaceae. Bases 89 to 913 code for a protein of 274 amino acids. The transcript has 5 exons. The record is from RefSeq and is a predicted model, not a curated record.
AGAGGAUAUGAAAAGCGAAAAAAGAAUGGAGCAGAGGUGCGCCAAGGAAGAGACAAAGCGCUGGUAAUUUUUGGACAUUCCACCGGAGAUGGCGCUCCUCUCCUCUACUCCUUCUCUCUCCUUCGCCUCUCCCUCUCGCCCCGCAAACUCAAACUGCGGGCUCUCCUUCUUCACUUUCAACACCACCCAAUUCUCUCGCCGCCAACGCCCAAUCGCCUCAUCUCACCUCUCCUCCACCCUCGACACGAAUCCCAUCGACAAGUCCUCCUUGAAUUUAGCUGAGGCUUUCUCCGAAGAAGAGCUCUGGGCCGCCGCGUGCCUCCGCGUCCGCUCCUUCUACGAGUUCCGCCCCAGUGCCUACGGCAUCCGUGAUCAUAGAAGGUACUUGGCUGAGCGUGAGUUUGAAGCACUAAAAGAACGCGUAGCUGGGAUAAGAGAGGGCUUCAGAAGAGUUUCUUGCAUAAAUGCUACUCUUCCAAUGUCACAGAUAUCAAACUUUGCAGAUGAUCUAUGCUCUGAAUGCAAGUUUUCUGACAAUGGAGAAGAACGAGUAGUAGUUGGGACUCUUGAUCUUAACCAGUGCAUUAGUCUUCCAGAGGAGAUAACAGGAAUGAAACCAGAGGGGAUUGGAGCUGAUUUUGCAAGGGCAUACCUAAGCAAUGUAUGUGUUGCCAAGGAGUUGCACAGAAAUGGUUUAGGUUAUUGGCUCGUUGCAAAGUCAAAGAUAGUUGCUCAAGAUUGGGGCAUAACUGAUCUGUAUGUCCAUGUAGCUGUUGACAAUGAACCAGCAAAGAACUUAUAUAUGAAAAUUGGUUUUGUAUAUGAAGACGAUGAGCCUGCCUGGAAAGCCAGAUUUCUAGAUAGGCCUCGAAGACUUCUUCUGUGGACUGGUCUCCCUGGUAUACAGCUAUGAAUUACGAUGUUUGUAUAUCAUCAUUUAUCUCGUGCCAUAUUUGUUCUUUCUUAUUCCUUGAUAUGCUCUUUUUGGUGAUACCGAUACGACCUUGUUUGUAGGAUCUCAAAGGCUGUUUCUUUUCCCUUUUCUUUUCCUUCAUAUUUUUAACUGUAAAUUUAACUUUAAAUGACGUUUGGUCUGAAAAAUUGAUUACAUUGCCAUAGAAUAUGAACUUGAGUCUCGAUGUAAGUAGUAGAUGAAAAGCAUGCCCACUUCUCCUUCUGAUGAAACAGACUGAUAUAUAUUGUGAUGAAAUUGGAAAUAUCAUGUUCACCUACUGGUUAAUGCUA